Molecule: messenger RNA, 357 nt
Organism: Trichobilharzia szidati
Lineage: Eukaryota; Metazoa; Platyhelminthes; Trematoda; Strigeidida; Schistosomatidae
Source: the annotation of a GenBank genome assembly
AUGGCAUUUAUUUUGGCCGUGGUUGAAGUAUUUCUAAUACCUUUCUGUGUAUGCUUCGAGAAAGCCAAGACUGCGUGCGAAUUCAUUGACAGGAUAUAUAAGAUUUUUGCAUUUGAUCCAAUAGACAAUGCUAGAUAUAUGCGUCCUCUAUUGUAUAAUCCUGGAAUACCUGUUCCUUCAUCGGAUGGUGAAGCUCCCCAGUUUGUCUGAUGACACAAUUAUAUACGCGUUUGUCUAUUUCUUUCUGACAAGUUGCAUAACAAAAAAGAAAAAAUACCUCGUCAGUGUAGAGAAUAACACCUCUUCUUCUUCUUCUUCAUAAAAGCCUUCUAAUUUUCUGCCUUCAUUGUAUACUCG